CAUUUUGAGAUUAGAAUGUCCAAGAAGAAAAUGGGUGGUAAAAUGUCGAGCUCGGGCGCAUUGGGGCACCAGCACCCAGAUCUCGAACUGGACCCGGAACUAUCCCUGCUAAUACCCGGAUCGACCAAUGAAAUGAGCUCGCUCAUCCAUUGCCAGCACAUGCACACAUACAUACACAAAAUGACACAGCUGACAAGCGCCAAGCUCCGUUAUGUGCCGGAUCUAACGGGCAUGGCUGUGCCGCCGGGCGCCGAGCGCAUGGUGUUCAUGAAGCUAACGGUGAAGCAGUAUCCGCACGAUCCGGCAGCCGUUAAGUUGCUGAAGGAGGAGACGGCUUGCGUGUGCUUCGAUCUGCCGAUGGAUCGCUUUCCCGUCCACGCACCCAUCAGCCGGAUGACCUUCCUGUCGCCGAAGCUACUGCCGCCGGGCUUCGAUGCUGGCGCUGUUUUUGGACCCGGCGUGCUGCCGCGCAAGUACUACCCGAUCGGCAUGCUGCCGCCGCAGCACAAGGGACCGACACCGGCCCUAUUUGUCGGCCGUCGGCCACGACUGCCCACGAAUCUGAUAAUGCCGCUCCCCACCGGCAUCGGCAAGCCGUCGGCUGAGACGCAGUUGCGCCUAAAGCGCUGUCAAGUGGCACUGGGCUUUGUGGGCGCCGAUGCCAACACCAUGGCCAUCAUGCAGAAAUACAUCGACAAUCCGCUGCCGACGCAGUACAACAUUUACGUGCCAGAUCUCUCCGACUUGAAGGUGGUGCUGGCCACCCAAGCUGAUGCCAUGAUGACAUAUGCCAUGACCAUUAUCUCGACGGUGGUGCAGCCACACGCACCGCAAGUAUCCAGGGCCGCCAUGAACGCACCAGGACCGAAAUUCGACCUGCCCGCGGAACUGUUUCCACCCGAAAUCAUCGCCAGAGAGCCUGUCUUUCUGCCCAAACGUUAUCUGCCCAACAACUUUGAUGGCGGCUGUGUGUUUGCACCUGGCGCACUGCCAUACUCUUGGUUCCAGGGUAUCCUGAAUCCCCAUGAGGCAGCGGUGCAGCACAACUAUCUGAUUUCGCCGCCCUUGUUCUUUGGCCGCUGGAAGACCAAGCAGCCGAAGCUCGACAGCGCUGUGAAUAAGCCAAAACGUCAGGCGAAGACAAUGCUCUCGGAACUAGCAUUGAAGCGCACCGGCUCGAAUGGAACAUCACUUGCGAUUGCUUCAGGCUCGAAGCCAACAGCAAAGAAUGCCAAAGAAUCGAGGCCAUCAGUCUCGACUCCAACACGCGUGAGACCUACGAACGACGACAGCGGACUAGUGGAUCUCAUAUUCGGUUUGUAUGGCAACGAGAAGGAGAUUGCUGUGGGUGAGAAGGGGCUGCGUAAACUGGUCGAGCUGUUAAUUCGUAAAAAAUCUUUGCGCGAUGACUUCGAUGUGGACAAAGCCGCCGUUCAGUAUCGCGCCAUCAUGCACACCCGUGCGGAUAUACGCGAUGGCAAGCGUCCAGCAUUGGCAGUGCCCGCACCAGUGCAGAUCCCACCCGAACUGCAGGCAAGGCUUAAUCCGUCUCUUUUGCGUAAGCGGGCUAUCCGCUGUCCCUGCUCUCACUGCGGUGAGCGCAAGUAA
Molecule: messenger RNA, 1608 nt
Organism: Drosophila subobscura
Lineage: Eukaryota; Metazoa; Arthropoda; Insecta; Diptera; Drosophilidae
Product: DM7 family protein GE17491-like
Exons: 2
Coding region: 16-1608 (530 amino acids)
Source: RefSeq, a predicted model, not a curated record